AUGGCGUUCUGCAAGGACUUCAACGCUCGCACACAGAAAUACAAAUCGGAAGCUCCAAUCGCUGCUACUGUGACGGUUUUCAAAGACAACACUUUUGAACUUAGCGUUCGCUCUCCUUCAGUCACCUGGUUUCUAAAAAAAGCCGCCGGAAUUGACUCCGGGAGUGGACGUGCAGGUCAUGUUGUUGCAUCAACCCUAACCCUAAAACACAUCUAUGAAAUCGCAAAGGUGAAGCAAGCAGAUCCGUAUUGUCAGUACAUGUCCUUGGAGGCGAUUUCAAAAUCAAUUAUAGGUACUGCUAAAUCUAUGGGGAUUAAGGUUGAAAAGCAGUUGGAUUGA
Messenger RNA from Lactuca virosa, 339 nucleotides. Lineage: Eukaryota; Viridiplantae; Streptophyta; Magnoliopsida; Asterales; Asteraceae. The record is from the annotation of a GenBank genome assembly.